Messenger RNA from Chironomus riparius, 893 nucleotides. NCBI's taxonomy places the organism in Eukaryota, Metazoa, Arthropoda, Insecta, Diptera, Chironomidae. The record is from the annotation of a GenBank genome assembly.
CUCGAACCAACAUGAAAAUAUCUAUUUAUAGCACUUUUUCAUAUUUAUUCGAACAAGUUUAGUCAGCAUCCAAAAAAAUGGCAGAAGAAAAUAAUUUAAAUAAUUCUAAUUCCAUGUCAAUUGAAGAAUGGGAGAAGAAAGAGGAAGAUUAUAAGAAUCAAAUUGCUAAUUUGAGAAAAUUGAAUGAACGAUUGAUCAAUUAUAGUGAGGAAAAGGCAAAGACUUUCGAGCAUGAUCUCCAAAAAUUACAAAACGAGAAGGAUGUUAUUCAGAAGCGUCUUGAAAAAAUGGAAUUAGAUGAGCUGAAGGAAGCAGCAAGUGGAUCAUCGAAAAAUAUUGAAGCUUUUAAGGAAAAGUAUGAUAAAGUUCUCAAAAAUGCACAAGAUCUUCUUUUUGAGAGACAGAAAAGUAUAAAAUCACUGGAACUAAGAUCGGAGGCUCAGCAUAUACAAAUUGAAUCAUUGAAAGAUGUGAUUGCAUUGACUAAAGAUAUGCUGUUGAUUAGAGAAGUUGAAGUUCGCGACUUGACAGAAAGAAUGGAAGCAAUGGAUGCAAAGUUUAAGGCUGAAAAGGAUAGAAAAGCUUUAAUGGUGAAGAAAAUGGAGCUUUCAGAUCAAUUGAAUGCAGAUUUAAAGGCAGAGUACAAAGCUCAAAAGGAGAUCUUUAAUAUAUUAAAAGAUCAGUAUAAGAUAAAAGUCGCAACGUUAGAGGAAAAACUAAAGAGUUCAACUUUAAACGAGAUUGAUGAUCAACAUCCUCAACAACCUUCAUAAUUGACAAUUAAGCUUUUGAUAUGUAACGGAUUAUUCUGAAAUAUUUAAGCAGCCAUAAUAAACAAGUGUACUUAAAAUUUACCUUAAUGCUAAAAAUGAAUAAAUUUUGAAUCUUUUAAA